Messenger RNA from Sclerotinia borealis F-4128, 1332 nucleotides. The record is from the annotation of a GenBank genome assembly. NCBI's taxonomy places the organism in Eukaryota, Fungi, Ascomycota, Leotiomycetes, Helotiales, Sclerotiniaceae.
AUGUUCGCCAGACUUUUCAGAUCGUCAUCGAAAGAUUGUCUUCAAUCGGACGACCCAUCAACUCCUAGCCAGCAAUUGCGUGAAGAAAAUAGGAAAACUAGAAGUAUGGUUACUACGCGGGGUAAAGCUCGAGAAUUGGCAGAUACUCCUUCCGUGAAUGGAGAUUCUAUAGUCAUUGAUGAGGGUAAUCCAGUUCCAAAGAAGACAGGGCGACCGCGCAAGCCCCUUACAGUUGAGGAUGAUGAGGCUGUAGCUACUACGCAACCCACGAGGAGCUCAAGCCAAUUGCCGAUACAAGCAAGCGAUGGAGAGGUCACACCAAAGCAAUCGCCGCAAGUGGUCGUGGGGAUACCAGCUUCUGCGGAACAACCAGAAGAACUACAAACCAUAGAAGCAGACGAGGAGAUCACAAAAACGACAGCAAUUAAUGGAGAUGUCACAAUCUCAUCAAAGACAACUACUACAAUCACAACACCGGUCGCAAAAAAGCACAAGCGAUUCGAUAGUGCAGAACCUGAGCCAAUACCAGAAGAGAAACUCGAAACAAUUGAAAUUGAGGAUGAUGAGGAUGAGAGUAGCGAUGACGAUGCACCAGAGGAGGUCACAACAAAUCAGGCUGCAAAAUCCGCCAAAGAAAAGGAAAGGGAAGCCGCAAAGGCAAUUGUAGAGUAUGUGUCAUCUGAAUUUCUGCCUAUGUCAAUCACUAAUAAGGGUUCCAGGCAAGAAGCUGCUUCCAAAAAGAAACGCCAGGAGAAGAACGCCAUCCUCAAACAACAAUCCAAAAUAUCGGGCAAGAAACGCAAGCUCGAUGUUGCUUCUGCGCUAGAUGAAUCACUGCCUCCUGCUCAAAAAACGAAGGUCGAAGAAUUAUCGAUACCAGUUGCGGCUGAAAGAGGAGACAUUGAGAUGGAUGAGGAAUCAAAUACUUUGGAGGGAACGGCAGAUGGACGACUUGACUCCGAGAACGACAUUGAGGAAAUAGACAGAACUUUCGCACCUCCCGGACAUUUACCUCUUCCAGAUCUUUUGCCGGCCGAAUAUUUAGAAGAUGACGAUGACAGUAUCCCGGAACCUGGAAAUCUCCAUUCGAGCCUGCCUACCAGAUUUGUCAAUUCCAACAAGCUGCGCCAUCUCUUGGAAAAACGACCGAAGGACAAACAAGUGGGCUCAACCACAUUUAGAGUCGCGGAAGGUCGAAACUCACAUUUACCACCGAAGGCAUCGAAUCAAGCGCGGACACUCAAAGAAUCAUGGUUACAAGGGCGGGCAGGAACUAAGAUCAAGCCAAAUCGCAAACCGUUUAAUCAAGCUUUCAUCAAGCCUAAGAAUUAG